Amoebophrya sp. A120 is the source of this 1178-nucleotide messenger RNA. NCBI's taxonomy places the organism in Eukaryota, Dinophyceae, Syndiniales, Amoebophryaceae. The record is from the annotation of a GenBank genome assembly.
AGGAUGAUGAAGUCGUGACCAAGAACGAGAAAGAAACCCUUUCCUGGAUUUGGACUAUUUGGCGUUCGAAAUAAUCAUAUCUUUUCCUGAAGAAGCACGACGUGGUACGUCCUCUCUGACUAGGUUCUAGUGUUCAUCCACACAUCAAUCUCCUAGCAUCAAGCGAAAUCAUGGGUCUUCCCCCGCAGAUGCAGGGUGCCAUUGGGUUGGCUUCCCCCGGAGUCGACCCCUGGGGUAAGAUGAAGCCGCCGCGCAAGAGCACCGGCUCGGGCCCGGAUAUGGACCAGCCGGCCUCCGCAUUAAAUUCCUUUCUGUCCCCCGCCCAGAUCGCCAGCCGCGCGCCGAUGGACUUUGACACGCACAAUGUCCUGCGCGGCCCGAACAAUUUGUCCACCACAUCCGAGUACCGCAUUUGGGAGGUGAAAGGCACGGCCUUUGACUACGGGGGCUCCUUGAUCCCCGCCCACACCUACAACAUGAUCGACUCGGAAACCGGGAAGCUGAUCGCGAUGAAGCAUAGGCAGUCGAAUACGGACUUGUCGACCAUUCCGGAGAGGAAAUUUGAAUCCGAGGAGGACGAAAUGAUGUUUUUGGAAAAAAUUCUCGCUUUGAAAAAGCUCGCGGUCGUGAAAAUUCUGGAGCGCGACAUGAACCUCUGUCGGGGCUUCGUGGAGCACAGCCGGGACCUGCGCCGGAUGAUUGAGCGCAGCAAGGUGUUCCAAUAUGUCGACACGGAUCCGAUCCACGAGCUGAAACUCCCCGAGGACCCUCGGAAAGACGUGCUCAGCCCCUUGAGCAAGCAAGAGCCGACCUUUCUGGACCAGUCUAAUGCAGCGGAAGAGAACACCGCAAUCACGGGCGGCACGGUCGCAAACGUUGUCCGCGUGGCCCGACCGGACCAGUACGCGCCGGCCAGCAUGCGAAAGAACCAGGCGAUCCGGAAGGCUAAAGACCGCGCGCAGCGGGGUGUGACGCAAGAAGCGGUCACCGGGAUCAAUGAGUUAGCGAACGCCGGCGGCAUGUCGCGACCCCCGCAAAACGCGGCGGAAUUGGUAGCCUGGCACCAGCAAAUGAAGCGAGAAAAGGAGUUGCGGGAGGGAUUCACUUUUGCGGAUGGCGCAGACGAACAGAAUAAACCGGACAACUUUCGUUUCGGAGACUCGAAGGUUAUGUUGUGA